Messenger RNA from Gigantopelta aegis, 963 nucleotides. RefSeq names its product 5-hydroxytryptamine receptor 4-like. The transcript has a single exon. Gene Ontology annotation, cellular component: membrane. The record is from RefSeq and is a predicted model, not a curated record. Gene Ontology annotation, molecular function: G protein-coupled receptor activity. Gene Ontology annotation, biological process: adenylate cyclase-activating adrenergic receptor signaling pathway. Lineage: Eukaryota; Metazoa; Mollusca; Gastropoda; Neomphalida; Peltospiridae. Bases 1 to 963 code for a protein of 320 amino acids.
AUGGCUGACUUGCCUCCGCCACCGCCACCAAUGUCGUCUGCUACUAAAUCAGUUUACUGUGUGUUCAUUGUCAUGUUCUCUCUCGUCACUCUCGUCGGAAACACGACCGUCAUUGUUGCAGUUGCAAAAUUCCGUACUUUGCAAAAGCGCACCAAUGCCUUCAUCGUAUCGGUGGCUUGUGCGGACAUUGGCGUUGCAGUGUUGGCGAUGCCCUUUCGUCUGUACGAAGAGUGGAACGGGGGAUGGGAUCUGGGGAAGUGGCUCUGUCUGAUAGUGAACGCUUUUGAUGGCAUGUUCUGCACGGCGUCCAUGUGCAAUCUGUACACACUGGCGCUGGAACGCUAUCUGGCCGUGUGUCGACCUUUCCUGCACACGAAGAUACGCAACUGGACGACCGCUGUCAUCCUGGCCCUCUGCUGGCUCGUUCCUACAGCGCUGUGGUCAACACUGCUGCUCACGGAGUGGCACGUGAUCGGGAUAGAAGACAUGGUGGCGUGUCUGAGCCAAGGAGCCUGUCCAUUGGUCCUGAAUGUCCCAACAGCCUUGGCCGUGAGCGUCGGGACAUUCUGGAUACCCUCGGCCUUGAUGAUCCUGUGUUACUGGAGGAUCUUCCAGACAGCUAGACGCCACGCCAGGGCGAUACAGGACACCACCGUGACGACCGCGGAACAUGAUCGCAUCAAGGAAUUCAACAAAACGGCCAAGGCUGCCAAGACCCUCGCUAUCGUCGUCGGCUGUUUCUUCGUUUUCUGGCUGCCAUUUUUUGUUGUUGUCGUUGUGGACGUACUGACGGGAUAUGGACUGCCGAUCGUUUUAAAAAUAUUUGUCAUGUGGUUGGGUUAUAUUAACUCCAUGUUGAAUCCAUUCUUGUAUUACGCCUUUAACCGACAGUUUAAAAUGGCCUUUAAAUACCUCGUGUUAUCCUUCUCUGGGCAGCAACAUGAAGACUUAGAGAGUACAUAG